Sardina pilchardus (European sardine) is the source of this 2180-nucleotide messenger RNA. It is a transcript of the gene sparta, whose product is annotated as spartin a. Lineage: Eukaryota; Metazoa; Chordata; Actinopteri; Clupeiformes; Clupeidae. The coding region runs from base 130 to 1914 and encodes 594 amino acids. Gene Ontology annotation, cellular component: plasma membrane. The transcript is spliced from 8 exons. The record is from RefSeq and is a predicted model, not a curated record. Gene Ontology annotation, biological process: cell division; negative regulation of BMP signaling pathway.
AUGAUGGGUGACAGGGAGGUUCCAUUGAACGCAAAUUGGACAUCGUUCUGCGCAGCGGUAACUAAGUUCACAGUAUGCGGCCAGAGAUAAACUUUUCAAUAAAUUCGAUAAUUUGAAUCUUCCAUUGUCAUGGACACAGCUGAGGUUAACCUGCAAGUCAUAAACACACAUUAUCAGAGGGCUUUUGACUGCCUCAACACGGGGCUUUCAGAGGAUGAGGCAGGACACAAGGCCACUGCGCUGAUGUUCUAUAGGCUGGGACGCCAGCACCUCCUUCAAGGGCUUGAAGUCCCCACCCAUGGAGAGACAUGUGUUGGUGCCGCCUGGGAAUCGGCGAGGCAGAUGCAGCUGAAGAUGAACGAGACACUGAGCACUAUCACGACACGCUUGGCCAUAUUAGAGACGACACCCACACAGGAGAAUGCCGGAGGCCAAACCCAGCACCUUUACCCAGCCUUGCCCGUCAUACAGACAGACUCCACGCGCAGUGCAACAGCAGUCCCUGCCCGGAGCCUGUAUCCAAACCUGCCUCGGAUAGAGGAGCCGGCACCUCCAGGAGCCGCCCUGUCAGAAAACCUGCUGGGUGCAGGUGAAGUCUCUUCUUUGCCUGUCUCUCCUGUGAUGGCGCUGGGGGUACCGGGAGACCAGCCCCCUGCCUACACUCCACAACCCUCUGAUGGUCACCUCUCCCUCUCCCAUGGCACAGACAAGGGGGUGAUGUCUGCACCGGACGACUGGGAGCUAGUGGACAGACCACACGUCACACAGAGUCAAGAGAUCAACGGCGAGGAGCUCUUUCACUUGGCCCAGGGAGUACAGAUUUUCUUUGUCGCAGCAGAUGGCCAAGUCAGUGCUCCUUCCUACCCGGGUUUUUUGCGUAUAAUUGUAUGUACCAGGAACCAGCAUACGGAUCCCUCUCAUCCUCCUGCAUACUUACAGGUAUGCAACUGGCUCUACCCACUGUACGCCGACUUACCUGUCCUCCUGAGUAACACAGGCGUGUUCACAUUCCCCGACACCACCGCCAACACACCUGGUUCCUACGUGGGCGUGGUGCUUUCCUCUGGGCUGCCUGCGUCAGAUCGAGCACGCUUUCACCAACAUUUGUCCCAACUUACUCUUCUCAGGGUUCAGACUGCAGAUGAGAAUGCUGCAGUGGAGGCCAUUGACCUGGGUGAGAAGAUUCCCAUAGGACCUGCAGCAGAGGGGAAGACCUUGCCUGAGUGGAGUGACAAGUUGGCUCAGAACAUCCUUGCAGGGGCAUCUUGGCUGGGCCGUGGGCUGGUGAAGGGAGGGAACUAUGCCGGGAAGGCGAUCCACAAAGGAGCGUCCUCGCUGCGGGACCACAUGACCCCACGGGAGGUGCCUGCUGAGGUCAGCCCCAAAGUCAGCAAGGGACUGAACGCCACUAAGGAGGCCACUGGCGGCGCUGUCAAAGUCAGCCAGUUCAUUGUGGAUGGUAUAGCUACUGUGGCUGAUAAGGUUGGGAAGGAGUUGGCACCUCAUGUGAAGAAGCAUGGCAGCAAGCUGAUUCCAGAAUCACUGAAGAGGAACAAAGAUGGCCACUCAAAUAUGGACGGAGCACUAAUGGUUGCCUCAAGUAGUAUACAAGGAUUUUCAACUGUGUGGACGAGUAUGGAGACAGCAGCAAAAAACAUCGGGAAAAGUCUAGCUUCAGAGACUGUUCAAACUGUCAGACACAAGUAUGGGGAUGAUGCAGGAAAGGCAGCAGACACCACUGUCAAGUCUGUUGUCAACGUGGGCGUCGCUGCAUACAACAUUGACAACAUUGGUAUCAAGGCAGCGCUGAAAACUACUGGAAAGCAGACAGCAAAGGCCAUGGUAAAGAAGGAGGGGAAUGGUGAGAAGCAAAAGGAGGAUGGCAAUAAUAAGGCACAUAGUAAGGAAAAAUAAUACCCACUACUCAGCAAUCAUUGAUUUUCUGUGGACAUUUGGGAAUUCUAUACUUAUGUCUUUGCCGUUGCAUUAUUGACUCUCUGGGUAAUUUCGGUUGACUCGAACCUUCCCAAGAGUACUAAGCCUACAUUGAAAUAUAUUUUUUUAGUUUAUGCAUAAUUUAUCUGUUUAUUUCACUACUCAACUAAUUCACAAUAUCUGAACAUUUGUAUCGACACUUCUCUUCACUGGGAUUUGUUCAUUUUUAAUACAAUAAAAUUAUU